AUGGCCCCGCAGCAAACAGGUAGCAGGAAGCGGAAAGCGCCCGCGAUCGAGGCGGGAGCCGCGAGCUCGUCGUCUCAGGGCUCUGUGGCGGCAGACGUAGACGGGCCGCUGCCGCCCAAGAAGCAGAAGCGGCCGGCGACGCGGCGCUCGCUGGUACACUACCUGAAGGACCGCGAGGUGGGCGCGCGGGGCGGCACCUGGCUGUCUGGCUCCAAGGGCGAACUGCGGGGCUACGCGGUGCAGAAGCUGCCCGAACUGUUGCGGGAGCGCGAGCUGGCCCUGGGCACCCUCAACAAGGUGUUCGCGUCGCAGUGGCUGAAUGCCAGGCAGGUAGUGUGCGGCACCAAGUGUAACACCCUCUUCGUGGUGGACGUGCACUCGGGGCAGAUCACGCGCAUCCCUCUGAUGCGGGACCGCGGGUCCUGGUUGGGCCGGGCCCAGCCAAGCUGCGGCAUCCACGCCAUCGAGCUGAGUCCCUCCAAGACGCUACUGGCCACCGGAGGAGAGAACCCCAACAGCCUGGCCGUCUACCAGCUGCCCACCCUAGACCCCGUGUGCCUCGGCGACCGCCACGGCCAUAAGGACUGGAUCUUUACCAUCGCCUGGAUGAGCGAUACAGUGGUUGUGAGCGGCUCCCGCGAUGGCACUGUGGCUCUGUGGCAGAUGGACCCCGACAUGUUCAGUGGCAGCAUGGCCUGGCACAAUGAUGCGGGGCUUCCUGUGUACACCCACAUCCGUCCCAGGGACAUGGAGACCAUCCCCAGGUCCAGCACCAGCCCCAGUAACCGCAAGGUGCGGGCCUUGGCCUUCAGCGGCAAGAACCAGGAGCUCGGAGCUGUGUCACUGGACGGCUACUUCCACCUGUGGAAAGCCCGGAGCACUCUGUCCAGGCUGCUGUCCAUCAGGCUGCCCUAUUGCCGAGAGAAUGUGUGCCUGACCUACUGCGAAGAGUUCUCCCUGUACGCGGUGGGCUCCCAGUCCCAUGUCUCCUUCCUAGAUCCACGACAAAGCCAACAAAAAAUCCGGCCACUGUGCUCCAGAGAGGGCGGCAAAGGCGUGCGCUCGCUGAGUUUCUACCAGUACAUCAUCACCGUGGGCACGGGCCAUGGCUCCCUGCUCUUCUAUGACAUCCGUGCCCAGAAGUUCCUGGAGGAGAGGGCCUCAGCAAGCACGGACUCCUGUCCUGGGCCCUCAGGAAGAAAGCUAAAGCUCACCUGUGGCAGAGGCUGGCUCAAUCACAAUGACUUGUGGGUGAACUACUUCGAUCAUAUCGACGAUUUCCCCAACGCGCUCUACACUCACUGCUACAACUGGCCUGAGAUGAAACUCUUCGUGGCUGGAGGGCCUCUCCCUUCAGGCCUCCACGGGAACUACGCAGGCCUCUGGAGCUAAGGAUGGCCUAUGUGUUCUCAAAGUGCUCAGGUUACCUUCCAGUCCCCUCUCACUCUCUUCUUCAGGCUGUUUUGUGUUUUUUACUUCAGUGUGGCAUUUGUCUUCCAGAUUGAAAGUGCCUAAUUUACAUGUCCUUAGUGUAUGAGAGAGAGAGAGUGGGGUGUCCUUCAGGCAAUCAAAACUUGGCUUUAAUACCUUUUAACACCUUUGCAAACCAUCUUUUUGAAUUCACACUGCAAAGAGUUUUGGCUCUUAGUUGCCUCCUUUGAGUUACAUAUUGUCUCUUUUUAAUGUUUUGCAGUCAUGGUUUUAGAAUUUUGUGUAUUUUCCUUUUUGUUUUUCAUGGUCAGUAUUGCAAUUAUACUGUGUUUAGUUAUUUUUCAUUGCAGAUAGAUGGUAUAUUAAGAACAUGCUUAAAAACAGGGUGUCUGAUCUGUUCUGGAAAGUUACCCAUAGUUUUAUAAAGCAUUGUUGCACUUGGAAAAUAUGUUCCAAAUUCUACAUUACCGACUUUAGAAAUAUUCCAUUUGCAAAUUGUAAUCUUCGGUGUUUAUAGUUUCUAAGUUGUUGGUGCUAAACAUGCUUUUUAAAAAGUUUUUCUCCUUGAAAAAAAGUUUUCACAGAAUCUUGUGUUUUUACCAAAAUCUCAGUUUGUCAUAAUUCUUUAGGAAUGCAAGGGAUGAAGCUCUUUGUGGCUGGAGGGCCUCUCCCUUCAGGCCUCCACGGGAACUACGCAGGCCUCUGGAGCUAAGGAUGGCCUAUGUGUUCUCAAAGUGCUCAGGUUACCUUCCAGUCCCCUCUCACUCUCUUCUUCAGGCUGUUUUGUGUUUUUUACUUCAGUGUGGCAUUUGUCUUCCAGAUUGAAAGUGCCUAAUUUACAUGUCCUUAGUGUAUGAGAGAGAGAGAGUGGGGUGUCCUUCAGGCAAUCAAAACUUGGCUUUAAUACCUUUUAACACCUUUGCAAACCAUCUUUUUGAAUUCACACUGCAAAGAGUUUUGGCUCUUAGUUGCCUCCUUUGAGUUACAUAUUGUCUCUUUUUAAUGUUUUGCAGUCAUGGUUUUAGAAUUUUGUGUAUUUUCCUUUUUGUUUUUCAUGGUCAGUAUUGCAAUUAUACUGUGUUUAGUUAUUUUUCAUUGCAGAUAGAUGGUAUAUUAAGAACAUGCUUAAAAACAGGGUGUCUGAUCUGUUCUGGAAAGUUACCCAUAGUUUUAUAAAGCAUUGUUGCACUUGGAAAAUAUGUUCCAAAUUCUACAUUACCGACUUUAGAAAUAUUCCAUUUGCAAAUUGUAAUCUUCGGUGUUUAUAGUUUCUAAGUUGUUGGUGCUAAACAUGCUUUUUAAAAAGUUUUUCUCCUUGAAAAAAAGUUUUCACAGAAUCUUGUGUUUUUACCAAAAUCUCAGUUUGUCAUAAUUCCUUAGGAAUGCAAGGAUUUUAUUGGUUGAAUGUUCAGAAUUAAUCUGAGAACCCAAAUGAUCUUUUUUCUUCUUCAAUCCUUACUUAAGUUUUAAUGACCUGUUGUUAAAUAAACAAAUGUGUAUUUUUUCACUUCUUGCCUUAGUACUAUAAGAAUUUGUGAAUUUAUUUGAAUGUUGUUUAAAGAACUUGCACAGAAUUUUAGUGCCACUAUUCAAAGCAGGGAUUCUAAGUAUAAAAAUAUAGAAUGUAUGGCAGGUUGGGGAGAGUGUAUACUAAUCCAAGAUAAAGACUGGAUAUUUUUGCUGUUGCUGUUUUUAAUACUAAAUAUUCUAUUUCAUCAUACUUUAGAAUUAGAAAAUUCUGAAUAGUUAACACAGGAAAAGCUGUAAAGGACAAAAAAUGACCCCAGUCCCUACUUCUUCUGAAAAAGAUGCUUAAUUUUAAAGUCCAAAUUAGUAAGAUUUUAUUUUAUGAAUUUCAAAGAUUCUUACCUAAAGUAGAAUAAAUAUAUUACUAAAAAGUAAUGAUGUCAUAGCUCAUUGUAAUAAUACACUAUUACCAAGGACACAGGACGUUUGUUUCAAGAAAAUGGUCUGGAGAUUAAAAUAAAUACGAUUUGGUUGAAGAAAAGUACUUUGGGGCUCAGAUAAAUACAAAUGAUACAAUGUUAAGAAAAUAGUUUUCAUUUCUCCAUAUAUGAGAAUAUUGGAAGUGGAAAGGGAGAUUGGCCCUUUCUCAAAACUGGCCAGGUCGCGCUGACCAUGGGUUAGUAUUGUGGUGUGUCUGUUUUUUUCUAAAAUGUUUUGGCACUCAGAUGCUGCCUUGGUGCCCGUUCACUACAUGCUGUUCAGUUGCAAAUCUGAACCAAGUAAUAUAGUGAACAGUACUAAAAAUGAAUUAAGAAAUACAGAAAAAAAUGCGAUUUUAUUUACAGAGAUUGUCUUAACAGGUUUAUAUAAUUGUUGUUAUAUAGCAAUAAAUUGUAUUUGUGUACACGUAUGUGUCUCUAACUCAGUCGUAACUGUUUUGAGAGCAGAGAAUCUAAUUGUCAUCUUUAUAUUCUCUCAUUUCUCCAGUAAUGUGUAGCAAAUCAUAGGCAAUUAGUAAAUAUUUACUAAAUGAACAUAUUUGCCUCUGGAGACUUAAAGUUCAAGGCUGUGAAAAAUAAAUGCACAAACAAAUAAAUAAAAGUUUAUUCUUAAA
Messenger RNA from Hyaena hyaena (striped hyena), 4012 nucleotides. Its product is annotated as DDB1- and CUL4-associated factor 12-like protein 2. NCBI's taxonomy places the organism in Eukaryota, Metazoa, Chordata, Mammalia, Carnivora, Hyaenidae. The transcript has a single exon. Gene Ontology annotation, cellular component: Cul4-RING E3 ubiquitin ligase complex. The record is from RefSeq and is a predicted model, not a curated record. Bases 1 to 1392 code for a protein of 463 amino acids. Gene Ontology annotation, molecular function: protein binding.